Dreissena polymorpha is the source of this 498-nucleotide messenger RNA. RefSeq lists its product as uncharacterized. The record is from RefSeq and is a predicted model, not a curated record. Lineage: Eukaryota; Metazoa; Mollusca; Bivalvia; Myida; Dreissenidae. The transcript has 3 exons. The coding region runs from base 1 to 498 and encodes 165 amino acids.
AUGUAUGAGCCAGAAUUUAGUGACAGCCAAUCAGAUUUUUCUGAUUCUGACUCGGACAGCGAGGACAAUUUUGCCGAUGCCCAAGACGACCAUCGUGUUGGGAAUACGGAUUGGUGUGCAUGUUCAUGUUGCACACCAUAUCGUGUGCAGAUUGAGUGCAAAUGCUGCACAGAAUACCCAGAGCUGAUGAAAAGGAUGGACGAAGCAGGGGUAAAGUGCAUAACUGAGCAUACUGGCUUCAAAACUAACUGUCUCCAUCCAGAUGUCAUUGAAGUUUCGUUUUAUGAGUUCCUUGAUGUAAAUGGUCCCAUCAGUGAUGAAGAACCAAUACAUGAAGUAUACAGAUACAUUGCAUAUAGAAGACUGGCUCGUUGGAUUUGGCACCGUCUGAGCAAGAAGGACCGACGACCUCUUCCGUCAAGCGCUGUGGCAGCCAUUCGCCAGAGAAAUCCGUCCGACUCAUACAUUGGAUUUUUCUUCGCCAGGGAUGGAAACUAA